AUGGAAAAUGAGAGUGUUUAUACAGAAUUUGUGAAUCACGCCACAAAGAAUGCAGUUGAUUCGAAAUCACUAAAAUUGCAGGAAAUUUAUGGCCAUGGAAGACUUAUAGAACCCCCCAGUAGAGCCACAGCGUGGAGGUAUGGCUUCGAUACACCGCCAAACUACAAUGACCAUGAACUUUUCUGUGGUGGCUUCGCCAGGCAGUGGCAGAAAAACGCCGGAAAGUGUGGAGAAUGUGGUGACGCCUGGGACGCUCCCAGACCAAGACCACACGAACUGGGCGGAAAGUGGGGCCAGGGAGUAAUAGUGCGAAAAUAUAAGGAGAAUAGCGUGAUGUUACUGAGAGUGGAACUGACGGCAAGUCACAACGGAUACUUCGAAUUUCGUCUUUGUCCAGACAGCGUGGGGGACCAGUCGUGCCUAGAUCGGUAUCCGCUCAAACUGAUCGGAGGUGAAGGAAACGAUGGUAUAAAAUUCUUCCCACGAAAUGGAAGCAAGGUAUACGAAAUGCGGGCGCAGCUGCCACAGGGACUGCGAUGUGAGAGGUGCAUGUUGCAAUGGCGUUACGUUGCUGGCAACAACUGGGGAACUUGUCCAGAUGGCACAGGCGCAGUGGGCUGCGGGCCUCAAGAAGAAUUCCGUGCAUGCGCCGACAUCUCCAUCGGAGACGUCACAUCCUACGUCCCUACCAUCACCAACCCAGACAGCACAACCACCGAAAAGACUUCCAACGCCACCCAAACAGAAAAACCAAAAAUCGACCAAACCGAUUCCGAGUCCUCAUCUCACAGCACCAGUAUUAUUAUUGUCCUGGUCACUCUGCUUGCAGUUCUGGCAACUUUAGCCAUGGUUUAUUUGUAUUUCUACAAGAGCGGAGGCGGUUUAAGAAUAAAGAAUUUGUUGAUGUUGGGCAAGGACCAGCAGAAGAAAGAUGUUGGUAAUUUGGAGAAUACAGGAAAAGUAUCUGACGCGCCACUUGCUCCGCCAAGAUUGAAGAAACAAUCAAAGACUGAUGAUAACGAUGAUGAAGGGUUAAGGACGAUCGCCUUACCUUAA
Molecule: messenger RNA, 1056 nt
Organism: Ctenocephalides felis (cat flea)
Lineage: Eukaryota; Metazoa; Arthropoda; Insecta; Siphonaptera; Pulicidae
Exons: 7
Coding region: 1-1056 (351 amino acids)
Source: RefSeq, a predicted model, not a curated record